UACGCUGGAACAAGACAGAAGACGCUCUCUCCAAUUGAAGCCGCGCGUUUCGCGAGGCAUCUCUUUUCUCUGAUGCAAUCUACACCGUCCGAUCACCGAUGAUCCUUUAGAAUUUCCCGAGGAAUCGGCAGCCCUCGUUGAGCGUUUAUAUUCUGGGCAGAAGUAAGAAUCGAAGCUGAGGAGGCGCUGGUGAUGAAGGAGAGAGAUGAAGAGCUGGUUCUGUUCCUGGAGAUGCGAAGAAGAGAGAAAGAGAAUGAACGCAACACUUUUCUGCUGCUUCCAAACUCCGAAAACAACGCCGUCGACGCUUCUCAUUUCGAAUUCAGUCGUGGUAUUUCUAGUAUAGUGCCUUCAGAGAAUGACAUGUCAGAUUAUAACUGGCUUCUUACGCCACCUGCUACACCUCUCUUUCCAACUUUGGAGAAGGAACCGCAGAUUUCAGCAAGGAACGAAACAGAGAUUUCUAAAGCUCGAACAGCUUUAAAACCUAGGGAGACUAAUGUCAUAGCAGAACCAGCUUCAAGAAGAAUUAUAGCCUCAAAGACUCAUAAAGUGAUGCCUAAUCUUAAUUCCUCCACUAAUGGUAAUACUAAUAGGAGACAUUCGUCACCAUCCCCUUCCAGAUCUUCAACUUUGUCUUCAAGAACCAAAUCCUCUAAGGUAACCUUAACCUCUGGUAAGCCGAAAAGAUCAUCCACUCCUAUAAGAUCUUCAUCUGCAUCAAAAAUACGCCCUCAACUUGUGAAAAACCCAACAAAGUUGCAAGGUUCUUUGCUUGAUGCUCCUCCAAAAUUGAAGUCUACAUUACCUGAAAGACCAGCCUCAGCCUCUAGGUGUAGUAGAUUGUUUUCUCUUGAGGCCAAAGAUAAUAAUAGCAGCGGAAGACCAAAAAGGCCCAUCCUGAAGAGCAGAUCUUGUUCGAUUAAUGAUGAUGAAAAUGAUAGCCCAGGUAUGAUUGGGACAAAAAUGGUUGAAAGAAUAGUGAACAUGAGGAAACUGGCACCACCAAAGCUUGAUGCAGGCCAUCAUUCUUCAGUUCAUAAUUCUUCUGGCAAGUCUGAUAGCUCAGGAUUUGGAAGAUCACUAUCAAAGAAGUCACUAGAUAUGGCAAUGAGGCAUAUGGAUAUAAGGAGAAGCAUCCAGGGCAAUUUGAAGCCACAUGUAUGAGACAUGAUACUUAAAAAAAAAAAAAAAUAGAAUUAUGAACUUUGGGGUGUUAUAACGUUUGACGCAUUCGCUAACUCGUCGCUGCCCUUGCUACUCUAUCUGUCUGUGGUGUCAGUGAAGGUAUCAUUCUGAGUUAACAGUAGAAGCAAAAAUUGUCUGUGUUGCUUUGAUUUCCUAGAAUUUUACCAGAGGAGUAUGCAUUGUACUUUGUGCUGGUGAUUGGUAAUUAAGAAUCGAAGAGCCGCUUCUUCAAUUAUAACACUAUCUCAGGCAUCUAUGUAAUAUUUCAAUUAGAUGUGA
Molecule: messenger RNA, 1467 nt
Organism: Prosopis cineraria
Lineage: Eukaryota; Viridiplantae; Streptophyta; Magnoliopsida; Fabales; Fabaceae
Exons: 6
Coding region: 193-1167 (324 amino acids)
Biological process (GO): cortical microtubule organization
Cellular component (GO): cortical microtubule
Source: RefSeq, a predicted model, not a curated record